Molecule: messenger RNA, 1772 nt
Organism: Lentinula edodes (shiitake mushroom)
Lineage: Eukaryota; Fungi; Basidiomycota; Agaricomycetes; Agaricales; Omphalotaceae
Exons: 4
Coding region: 209-1678 (489 amino acids)
Biological process (GO): cell differentiation; regulation of DNA-templated transcription; anatomical structure morphogenesis
Molecular function (GO): DNA-binding transcription factor activity, RNA polymerase II-specific; RNA polymerase II cis-regulatory region sequence-specific DNA binding
Source: RefSeq, a predicted model, not a curated record
GGAUGGCGCGCCCCCUCGAAUUCCUGAUAUGGAAGACAAUGGAUCAGGAUGAAGCUCCGGACCAUCUCAACGAGGCUAUAAGGCAGUCAAGCUGGAGAGCAAUUCGCACUUCCCACUCGUCGUUAUUUUCACAAUAACACGAUUACCCCUCCCCUCAGAUAUUCCCAUCUCUGUUCUUUGUUUUAUUUGUUCGAUCUGAUAAUCUGUCAUGCCUCCUUCACGCACGCACGAUGAACCAUAUCAAGUAGAUACGCACUAUUCAUUCCCGACGUUGGCCAUCAUCGCGCCAACGCCCAGAGCAUUCACGUUUCCUGUUUCCCAUACUCUCGACGCAUCUCCGUACUCCACACCUGUUCAUUCUCCUUUCGAGCCCGACCUCUCCUCGUUUAACAUCACUUCCCCAGCGCCAUCAUGUUAUCAGGCAACCCCACCGCUUUCACGAACACUAUCUCCCAAUUCUUCGGUAUCUUCUGUAUCAAUACCAUCAGUAUCUGCAGGCAGCAAGUCGGCAACCCUCGACGCUCAGCGUAGACCUCGGAAGGGUGAUGAUGACUAUAUCAAACGCCCGGAGAACUCUUUUAUCCUCUUCCGAAGCCAGUGCGCCGAGGGUCGUCAGCAGGCGGAGGAGGAUGCCUCCCGCCACGGUUGCAAAAAGCAACGCCAGGCGGAUCUGUCAAAAAGUAUCAGCCAACAAUGGAAAGCCCUCUCUGCUGAGGAGCGACGGUAUUGGGAGGACUUGGCAAAGGAAAAGAAGCGGAUACAUCAGGAGAAAUAUCCCGGUUACGUCUAUCGACCGAAUCGUGUUCGGGAUCAGCACGGAAAGGCUAGGAACAAGAAGUAUACAAGGCGCAGAGCGGCGGAUACUGGGAAGAAAGCCGACACAGGCAGCUUAACAACUUAUGUGGUCCCCCCUCCCCAGGUCAUCGCUCGUUCGAAUUCUGCCCCUACCCCGCCGCCUCCGUCUUAUCAGACUAUCCACAUCCCAAACGUCCUUCCUUCAUACCCUUCUUCUUCUUCUUCUUCCCUCCUUCCUAUGAUCAGUCGACGGGCUGGUUACACCGGGAACGAGGACGAUAUCAUGGCGAAUUUUGAUUUUUGCCCAAGUAAUCUUCCAGGGCCUUCUUACGGACAUCCUGAUCAUGAAGCGGGGCUUCAGACAUCCGUAUUGUUCGAUUUUCCGGCGCAUGGUCCGAUAUCAAACGGAAGUGGAGCCACCGCACAACUUCAGCCUCCGACUCUCAACAUAGAUCCUGUAUCUGCCUCAUCUUCUGUAGCCUCCUCACCGAUUUCCGGACCAUUCACGCCUGCCUCGACAAUCUCGAGCUACUACGUUCCAUCAAGUUUCGAUCAAUUCGUUGCACCUCCUCGUCCCGAUACUUGGGACCUACAACAGCAGAUCCCUACCAAUUUCGAUAUCCAGACGGGUGUUCCUAUAGCACACGAGAUGAACAAUUCCUUCUAUCCGUGGGAUCCCAACACGAUAUGGCAAACAGAGCCGAGCAUGCUCUUGCAGAACGACUUUAAUCUUGAAGUCAUUCCACCCAUCGAGAUGAAGAAUCCCCAAUAUCCCGACUCCGCUCGAUUCGUAGGACUUCCUGGUGAAAACAUCGCAGGGGCUGGUUAUUGGUCUGAGUUUGGGGAUUAUUCAGGUGACUCUGAGUUUUGGAAUUCGACGUGAACCAAACGACACUCUUGAGCACUCUUGAAAGUACAACGAUGGAAGAUGUAUCAUUAUACCUUUAAUAUGCAAGCAUGUACAACUUUGUUAUGGC